GGUGUUGCUGUUGUUGCUGGCGCGGGGCCACCGGGGCCCGAGCCGGACCGCACCACGAGGAUUCACGACGACGAGGAGGAGGAUAUCACCGAGAGGGAGGACGAGGAGGAGGACGAGGAUCCGUGCAGCUCGCCGGAGCCCGAUCUUGAAAACGAGUCCGAACCAAUGGAGAUCCAGGCGUCGGCUGUCACCGCGGCAGCCGCGAACCUUCACGCGCUACGCCAACACGUAUUCAAGAUGUCGGACUACUGGCAGCAGCCGCAGCGGGGUCCACCCCAACAUUCGCCGGGGAUACAGCACAGUCCUAUCUCCAAUUCGACGCAACAGCAGCAGCAGCACCAGCAGCAGCAGCAGCAGCAGGUACAGCAGAUGCACAGUCCGUUGGGUCAGCAGCAGCAGCAACAACAGCAGCAGCAGCAGCAGCAACAGCAAAGCGCGGUGUCGCAGGUGCAGCAGAACGCGAACGCGAGUCUCGGGCAAACCGCGAGUCCGCAGAUGCAACAGCAGCACGCCAUGUCGAUGAACCAGACGAAUCAAGGGCCGCAGCAUCAGUCUUCCCCGGCACCGACCACGCCGUCGCCGCAGGCGGAUCACCAAGGUGCCAUCGCCUCCAGCAUGGCCCAGAGCCUGCACAGCCUGGCGCAAGCACAGCAGACCAUGUCGCAAGCGUCCAGCCCGUCGCUGGCGGUGCAGGCUGUCCAAGCGGCCCAGGCCCUCAAUCAGAACCUGGGCCAGGCGCUGACCCAGGCGCUGACGCAGAACAUGCAGCAGAACCUCGGCCAGACCCUGCAGCACAAUCUGGCGCAGAGCCUCACGCCGAAUCUGUCGCCGCAGCAACAGCAGCAGCUGCUCAACCAGCCGCAGAACCUCAGCCAAGCGAGCCAGAGCCUGCAGCAGAACAUCCAGAGCCAGGCUCAGAACCUCUCGCAGACGUUGCAGCAACAGGCGCAGAACCUCACGCAGAAUCUCGGCCAGGCGCUGAACCAGCAGGCGCUGCAGCAGCAGGCGCAGAAUCUCACGCAGAAUCUGCAGCAGCAGGCGCAGAACCUCACGCAGAACCUGCAGCAGCAGGCGCUCAACAUGGCCGGCACCAUCGCGCAGAACGGCGGCCUCGCCGGCAUGAACAUGUCGGCCAAUCAGCAACAGAAUUCCCAGAACUCGAUGCUGAGCCCAGGCGCGACCAGUCAGGACUCCCACGACGCCACGCUCACGGAAAAGCUCGUCAACGAGUUACAGUCUCGUGCCUCUGCGGCGGGGCUUGGAGGUGCAGUAGGUGCCGGCGGUGGUGGAGGAAUGGGCAACAUCAGCGAACGCACCCUCGAGGAAUGCUGGUCCACCCUGCAGCGAAUCUUCAUGCACAAGAGCGCGAUGCAGAUGCACGCGAGGGAGCUGGGCGCGGGUGCACUGACGGCGAGACCCGGCAGCGUCCCGGGCGGCCUGGCCGGCUUAGGCGUCGGUGUCGGCGUCGGCGUCGGACCGGGUGGCAUGAUCGCCAGCAACGAGGUCAAGCCGCACCAGUGCCAGCAGUGCCUCAAGUCGUUCUCCAGCAACCACCAGCUCGUGCAGCACAUCAGGGUCCACACUGGCGAGAAGCCGUACAAGUGCAGCUACUGCGACCGCAGGUUCAAGCAGCUGAGCCACGUGCAGCAGCACACACGACUGCAUACGGGUGAACGACCGUACAAGUGCCAUUUACCGGACUGCGGGCGGGCCUUCAUCCAACUGUCGAAUUUGCAGCAACACCUGAGAAAUCACGACGCUCAGGUGGAGCGGGCGAAGAACCGGCCGUUCCACUGCAACAUCUGCGGCAAGGGCUUCGCCACGGAGUCCAGCCUCCGUACCCACACGUCGAAGUGUUCGAAGUACCCAUGGCAACGAUUAAAGGAGUUGCAACAGCGUGUUGUGUUCCAGCAACACGCCGCCCUGAUCGGCGGCCCGAACGCAACCAGCUGUCCAGUAUGCCACAAGCUCUUCCUCGGCGGUGAGGCGCUGAUGGAGCACAUGAAGCACACCCACAAGGACCCGAACGCCUCCGGAGUUGCCAUUCCCUCCGCUGACUGCACAACCUCCGUUGCCGGGGUUUACCUAGCGAAGCGACGGACAGCCAACCAUCCGUGCCCAGUGUGCGGGAAGCACUACGUCAACGAGGGUAGCCUUAGGAAGCAUCUGGCCUGCCAUCCUGAGACCAGUCAACUUAGCACAAGCCUCAGGAUGUGGCCGUGCUCGGUGUGCCAAGCCGUCUUCACUCACGAGAGCGGUCUACUGAGCCACAUGGAGCACAUGAGGAUGGACCCGAAGCAUCAGUUCGCGGCGCAGUACGUGCUGAGCCGCGCGGCCGCCGAGAGGCGGGAAAGGGAGAUCCUCGCGAGUUCGAGUUUAGGAGCGGGUUUGGGUGUAUUGGGAAGUCAGUCCGGAGGACCGCAAAAUUUGCAACAACCGCCUAUGUGCCCGUCACCGUCGGCCCAUUCGGACAGCAGCAGCGGCAACGGAAGACUCUCGUCGGCCGGUAGUGAACCUGAUUUUUGCGCAGGCACCGGUCUACUGAACAACAACAACAACAACAACAACAACAAUAUGGCGUCGCCGGGGCCGAGCAGCAACAAGCUCAGCGAGAUGCUGCGGGCGGGAAGCCAACCGGGCGCGGCGCAGCAGUACCACGACGAGAUGCAGUCGCAGCAGCAACGCAUGGCUGUCAUGGCCGCCGCGGUGUCGGCAGGACUACAAAAUUCCGUGUCGCCUAAUCUAUCGCCGGUCGACAUGGCGUCGCUCGCGGCGGCUAUGAGGAUGGGCAAUAACGGUGACAUGAGUGGCGGUACUCAAGGAUCGACGGGACCCCAACAGCAAGGAGUGCAAGCGAGCGGACCGGAGCAGGCUCUGAGGAUGCAUCAGGCGGAAGCUCUGCUCCGUUCCCAGGCCGAGGCCGCCCUAAGACUCGCGGUGUCUCAAGCGGCGGCAGCCGCGGCGAGUUCCGCGGUGGGCGGCGACGUGAGGCAUCAUCUGGGACAGCAUAACGGAGGCAGCACCUCCGGCAUGCCGGGACACCAUACGAAUCAACAAAUGUCCCAACAAGACACCCUAUCGCCGGAUCUCGGAGAAGCGCUACGGCUGCAGGAGCAGCGAUUAGAGCAGGCCCUCAGGCUGCACGGCGACCCGCGCGCACUGAGCUUCACUCUCCAGCACGUCGUCAACCAGCAGAGCAAUCAGCAACCAUGAAAGUUCAGUUACU
Molecule: messenger RNA, 3226 nt
Organism: Dinoponera quadriceps
Lineage: Eukaryota; Metazoa; Arthropoda; Insecta; Hymenoptera; Formicidae
Gene: dati
Product: zinc finger protein 853-like
Exons: 13
Coding region: 166-3213 (1015 amino acids)
Biological process (GO): regulation of transcription by RNA polymerase II
Cellular component (GO): nucleus
Molecular function (GO): RNA polymerase II cis-regulatory region sequence-specific DNA binding; DNA-binding transcription factor activity, RNA polymerase II-specific
Source: RefSeq, a predicted model, not a curated record